UCGAAAACGCUGUCCCAUUGGCUGGUCACACUCAACAUUAGCGUUUUCAUUAAAGUGAGCAAAUUUUCGUUGUUUUCCGGUGCAGUUUUCGCUGGCGAUUGCUGAAAACUUCUGGCGCGAAGAGAACUGCGACGUAAAAAAGCAAAAAGGGAAAACAAGGAGUUAAAAAAAAAUCCACACAAAAACAGUCCUAGGAAUGUCGCAAGCGGAGAAAAUGCAGGGACAGGAGCAUGACGAUGAGCAGUCCUCCGAUAUAGAGGAGUCCGGUGACGGCGUAGAGCGCGAUGAUCAGACCGACGAUGAGGAUAACUACAAUGAGGAUGACAGCAAUGGGGAUAUGCAGCAGGAGCAGAAUGAUAAUGGUCAGGAUGGUCAAAAUGGUGGCCAGGAUGGUGGACAGUCGGGUGAUGAGCAACAGGGCAACAACGGCAAUAACUCUAACCAACAGCAGCAUCAGCAGCAGUUGGAUCGCUCUAGUGCCACCAAUUUGAUAAUCAACUACUUGCCACAGGACAUGUCCGAUCGUGAGCUCUUCAACCUGUUUAGCGGCUGCGGUCCCAUCAACACAUGCAAGAUAAUGCGUGAUUUUAAGACCGGUUAUAGCUUUGGUUAUGGCUUUGUGGAUUACAAAACCGAAUCGGACUCGGAGGAUGCCAUUCAGAAGCUAAACGGAUUCUAUGUGCGCAACAAGCGCUUAAAGGUAUCUUAUGCCCGUCCUGGCGGCAUGGCCAUCAAGGAUACCAACCUGUAUGUUAUCAAUUUGCCGCGCAACAUCAAUGAUGAUAUGCUGGACAGAAUCUUCUCGCCAUUUGGACGGAUUGUUCAGCGCAAUAUAUUGCGGGAUAAGCUAACCGGACGUCCGCGAGGAGUUGCCUUUGUGCGCUACAACAAACGCGAGGAGGCCCAGGAGGCAAUCAAAAUGCUGAACAAUACGGUUCCAGAGGGCGGACAGCAACCGAUUUGGGUGCGAUUGGCCGAAGAGCAUGGCAAGGCGAAGGCAGCUCAGUUUAUGUCACAAAUUGGCGGCGGUGGUGGUGGCGGCGGCGGUCCGCCUCACAUGGGCGGCGGCGGCGGUGGUGGACCCCUGCAGCCGCCACAUCAUCAUAACAACAAUAAUCACCACAACAAUCCGCAUAUGCCGCCGCACUACCAUCAGCAGCCCCAACAGCAUCCGCAUCACCAUCCGCCGAUGCAUCACCAGCAACAGCAGCAUCAUCACCACCACCAGCAGCAGCAGCACCAUCAGAAUCAUCACCACAACAACCACAAUAAUCACCAUAAUAUGGGACCCCAUCCACACCAUAUGCAACAAAUGCAUCAGAUGAAUCUGGGCAUGGGCAUGGGCGUUGGAAUGGGUAUGGGCAUGGGGGGCAUGCCCAUACACGGCGGUGGCGGCGGAGGAGGAGGUGGUGGGAAUGGUGGCAACGGCGGCGGUGGUGGUGGUGGCGGAGGCUUCCAUCAUAUGGCGCACAGAGGUAGAUCAAAUAGACAGACACGAUCUCAAAAACCGCAUCCAUAUAACCAUGCACAGAAAUUUAUUUAAAAACAAAAACAAACACACACAACACCAACACACACAAACACAUACACGACGAUGACGAUGACGACGAGGACUAUGACGCUCUGAUCAUAAUAUUCAUUUCUUUACACAAAUAUAUUAGCUGCAUCUCGCAGGAGGUGAAGUGUUCAUGCUGCCAUUGCCGAUGAUUUGCUGCAGCCACCAGGGGCAGCAGGAGUAACAACAGCAACAACCACAGAGCAAUGGCAACAACAAAAAGGACAGCAUCAGCUACAGCAAGAGCCAGUGCAUCAUCAUCAGUACUACCAAAUAGAAGCGGCCAAUUUAAGCCCACAGAGGAAGCAGAGAUUGCCAUUCAACAAGGAUAUGUACUCCGCCAACUCCUACUCCAACUCCUUCCCCUCCUCUUACACCAACUCUUCCUCCUACCUGCUGCCUGUCUACUUUCCUGUUUCCAACAAUCCACCGACUACAAUCCAGCUCGUUCCCGUCGCAUUGCUAUAUCCUGUUCAUCCGACUCCAGUUCCACUUGCACCACAAGCUCCUGCUUCCCUUACCGUUCCAGUGGAAACUGGAUGUGUUCACUUUUACCAGGAUAAUGGAAAUUCUGUAAAUACAUUGGAUAACUUCUAUAAUGCUAAAGGACCUCGCGAGGAAUUGCCAUGCAUAACAAUAGAAAUUGCCAAGGAUUUGGAAUCUUACCAAGGCGAUAACGAUAACGAUGAUGUGGUGUGGAUGAUGAACAGCAUGUCCUUGGAAAACCUUGGAAAGGAAGGUGUUAAAAAUGAAUAAAUCUGGGAAGACGAACAAAGAAUUAAAGUUCUACAGAAAUUCGAGAAGAAAAAGGAACUACAAAGAAAAGAAAACCAUUAAAAUUCUAUGGAAACUCUAAAAGGAAAAGGAACUAAAAAAAAGAAAUUAAAACUACAGAAACGACAAAAAAAGGACCCCACUCUCUCGCUCUGUUGUGCGUGGCCGCCUCUCUUGUAAUGCAUGAAUAAUUGAUGUUGUGAUCCUGAUCCUUGUAUGUUUAUCCAUGUGUUGAAAAAAAAGGCAAAUCCCAGCAUUGGCAGCAAGAAUUCAACUACACAAAAGAGAUGCAACAAUAACAACAGCAAUAACAAAACACAAUAACAACAUUGCUUUUUAAAAUAAGAAGAAAGAUGUAAGAACUUGAGGCGUCAAAUUGAUAAUUACAAUUUAUAAUAGUACUAUGUGAAUUUCUAAGUAAAUAAGUAACAAUUCCAAUGAAUUUGUAUGAGUAGAGAGCAUACGAAAAUGUUAAACAAAAAGAAAGAGAAAGAGAAACGCAACACCUGCAGGUGGACAAGUUAUUUUGACAUGAACGGACAGAAAAGGACAUGCACCGACAGGCUUUGAUCGGACGCUUAAUUUGUAAGCUUUUAAGAAAUCCCCCAACCAACCCACAACCAGAACCAGAGUUAAAAACUACAUAUUAAUAAUAGUUAAUAAAUUAUUGAUGUAAAACUCA
Molecule: messenger RNA, 3011 nt
Organism: Drosophila kikkawai
Lineage: Eukaryota; Metazoa; Arthropoda; Insecta; Diptera; Drosophilidae
Gene: ssx
Product: sister-of-Sex-lethal
Biological process (GO): positive regulation of mRNA splicing, via spliceosome
Cellular component (GO): spliceosomal complex
Molecular function (GO): RNA binding
Source: RefSeq, a predicted model, not a curated record